Molecule: messenger RNA, 3687 nt
Organism: Kwoniella shivajii
Lineage: Eukaryota; Fungi; Basidiomycota; Tremellomycetes; Tremellales; Cryptococcaceae
Exons: 6
Coding region: 1-3687 (1228 amino acids)
Source: RefSeq, a predicted model, not a curated record
AUGUCAUUCCUAUCCCAGGAUAUGCCAACGUUCGAUCAUUAUGCUUUCAAUCUGAGAGAUGGACUGAGAAAAGCCGCCGUAACCAGUUUAUCAGAAUUGGAAGAAUCGAUCAGCGCUAUUGGGUAUGGUUGGUUAGAUAGUUACAUGGAUCAGAUACUGGAUCGACAAAACAGAGCACCAAUAACGGAAUUGAUGAAAACUCCAUCACGUACACAGACAGUCAAGAAGACUAGGGCUACUACAGCAGCUGCCAAAGACAGAAACGAUAAAGUAAAAGGCUUGAAUGUUCAUCUAGCUCCGAGUCCAAGUAACAGACAGAAUGUUUCUCGUCAAGCACUUUCACCACUUCAACCUCGAUCUCUCAACGUAUCCACUCUUUCUCCCACACCUAUCGCAUCACCUAAAGCUAAUCCACUCAAAUCAAAGGUAGAGAAGGCCAAAGCUAAACCGAAAGCUAAGAAAGGGAAAUCAAAAAAGACGGUAGAAAAUGAUGAAAAUUCACCUCCCACUAGCGCAAGUACAAGUCUGGAUAAUAGUGCUAGUAUAUCCACCACUUCUUCGGAGAAAUCUAAAUCAUCAAGGAAAACAAAGGAUGACGUGAAGGAGAAAUCGAAUUCUUCAAGAAGCAAGAAACAGAAGGAGAAAGUCGAAGAACCUAUAGAAGUGGAAAUGGCUGAACCUACAAUUGUCCAGGAUAUAGAAGAAGUUUCGGAACCUAUCGAAAUUGACAAUCAACCAAAAGAUAUCGCACAGGGAUCAGCCAUCUCACUCAACGGUCCUGCCGCCAAUGCUAUCAAAGAGUCAACAGUAAUCGCCGACAACGAGCGGAACAGCUCAUCUUCUGCUCGAUCUACAAAGGGACCUAUCACGUCAGCAGAGCAGGUUGAUUCUCGAGUAACAGAUGAUGCCGAGGAAGUCUUACCUCAAACAGAGGUCGUUGUAGCGGAAGUUCAAAGCACUGCUCCCUCUGCUACAGCUGAGACUGCCGUUAUCUUUCAAGAAGAACCUGAGCGUGAGGUUGAACCUGAACCUGAACCAGAGCGAAAGGUCGACCCCACCAUGCCCACCUCUUUCGCACUGCCCACAAUCACUACUGGAGCAGUCCAGCCUAUCAGACAAGUCCGAUCGUCAUGGCUCAGUAAAGCUCUUGGCACCGGUGCAGUACCUAUCAGUGGUCUUCCAAUGACGGAGGCCAAUUCGGCCAUUCGACAGUCUUUCGCUGCCCCUAACCAAAGGCAGAGCACGACUAUGAACUUGAAUGGCAUGAGGAAAAGCUUAGUACCACCCGGCGGGCUCAAGCGAAAGUCAGAUCAAGCAAGGAAUGAAGAAGACGAUGACAGUGCAGAAGAGAAAAGACCUGAAAAAACAGCCAAAGUUGUCAUUGAGAUUCCCGUCCCUGACUAUACGGACGCUUUACCUGCCCGUACACCUGGACCAUUAUCACGUCCAAACAUGCCCAGUAAAACCCCAUCUUUUGGUACAUCAGCUACGACUUCCCAGCCAAACUCACAGGGUCGAUCGAUCAAUCCAUUAUCUUCAACUCAAAAUGAGAAUCAACGAUCAGAUAUACAUAGGGUUACCAAAGCGCUCGACGAAUUAAGAGAGAAGACAGCUGCUAAAGAGUUGGCCAAACAGAAAGCUGCUCUGGCUGCGUCUACAAAUGCUGCUCGGAUGCCUCAAGCGAAGAGUACGGGUACAGGGUUCUUACGUGGAUUAGGCAGUAUCGGUGCCGGCUUACUUGGUCUUGGAGGUAGUGGCGCGGAAGAAGAGGCUCAGAGAUUGGCCAGAGAACUGGAAGAGGAGAGAUUAGCUGAAGUGGAACUGGAGAGAUUGAUGAAGGAGGCUACUAAAGCAGACUCUGAACAACAGGAUGACGAGGAGGCAACGGUGAUGGAAAUCGAUCCCCAGCCUAAGAUACAGCAGAAAACUGCUAGAUCGACUACGCCAGAUCUCAUGCUACUUCAAAAACCAACUCAACCCCCUAUGUCACCUGAAGAGGAAGAGGACAUGGUUGAAGAGCAAUCCGUUAUGGAAGAACUUCUCCCUAUCGAUUCGAGGAACACCAUGGCAGGCCAUGUCGCUGUCCCGAUUGAGAUUGAGCAACGGUCGACUACCCCUACCGGAACACCCACACGCCCUCUAAUGCAUCAUGAAGCACCAGCGCUACAUGGAAGAGAAGAUAAACAAGUGCAUCAGUCUUCCGUGACUGUGAUGAAGGAGAAAGAGAGACUUGCUCUCUCGAACGCCACUGAGCAAAAGAAGAAUGUCCGAAAAGCCAGAGAGUCUAGUGUCGAUGAGGAUGAAGAGAUGCAAGGAGAUGACGAGGAAGAUGAGCUGGAUGAGUUAUACGAUGACGAUGAUGAAGAAGAAGAAGAAAUCGAAUCCAAACACUCUACUCGUGGCCCUCCGGCUGUCGAGAUCAAGACUCAUCGAAAGAUGCCCUCAUUAUCAUCUAACUUCGCUCCUACACCGCUCAAUAUGUCCACUUCAUCCGUUGUUACAACCGGAAGCGUUCUCGGCCAGGCUAACUCUAUGGCCGCUAAGGCUUUAGGUGUUAAGCCCGCUACUGGUCCUGUCAAGAGUGUACAAUUAGCUGCCGCUGCUGCAAAGAAGGAACAAGCCACUAUCGAGAGAAAGACCGCGCUUAAGGAGGCGGAGGCUAAACGACAAGCAUUGGCGAAGAAGAAGGCUGAAGAAGAGCGAAUUCGAGCUGACGAGGAACGAAAAGCCAAGGUUCUUGAACUAGAGGAGAAGAGACGAUUGAGAAUCGAAUAUGAGAAGAGGAAGAAGGAGAGGGAAGAUAAGACUGCUCAGAUUGCUAAGGAGAAAGCGGACAAAGAAAAGGCUGAGAAGGAAGCUCAAGCUGCUAAACUAAGGGCCGCAGAGGAAGAAGCUGCUAGAAAACGGAAAAUAGCGGCAGCGUCAGCUGCAUUGAACAAAUCACAGAAUGGCUCUAAUAACAAACGAGUCGUUCCUCUUGCCCAACAAGCGAACCCGAACAAAGGUAAAGAGCUUUUCAAACCCAGUAAGCAGCCUACUACUUUAGGUUCAUCAACCAGUAUUGGCCAAUUACAACAACACCAACAAGGUAAACUCGGUCCAUCAGUCUUCCGGGUCGCCGAAAGUUCGACCCAGACCCAGUCUUCUACUAUCACGUUAGUCCCACAAAAUCAGACACAAAAUGGGGAGAGGAAAGCUUUAGGACCGCCUUCAAGACCUUCCAGCAUGCAACAGCAGUACCCUCCACAUCAACCAAUGAGACAAUCAAAUGCUGUCCCAUCAGCAAACAACGUUCUUCAACAAAGCAGAGUAGCAUUACAAAGUCAAUUAGAUGAAAAAGCAGCCAUGAUCCAAAGUGAAGAUAUUGUAUUGCCUGAUAUAGCUUCUGAAUAUUCUGAUUCGGAUGAUGAAGAUCGCACAAAAGAUUUCAUUCCACCUUCGUGGGCUGAAUCACCUCAACUUCGAGCAGCGUUGGAAGCUCAAUCUUUAAGGAAUCCAGAUGAACUGUUCGGUCCCAUCAAACCUCUCAACAUGGAAGAAUUGUUCAAAGUUCGUACCAAUAAGUUUAGAGCUAGAACAAGUUCAGCCAAUUGGAGUAAAAAUGGUGAUGGUUUGACAAAAGCCGAAGAAGUUGAAUAUGCUAAAAGAAUGGGAUUCAAGAGUGUUCCUUCAGGUUUGGGUAAUUGA